Messenger RNA from Paramuricea clavata, 902 nucleotides. Lineage: Eukaryota; Metazoa; Cnidaria; Anthozoa; Malacalcyonacea; Plexauridae. The record is from the annotation of a GenBank genome assembly.
AUGGACGGCGUUGAUUCAUCAGCGCAGACCAGGGCCGCUUCUCUUCAUGGCAAAGUGCUAAAAUUAGAUUUCAUGUUUGCGUUGAUGUUCAUGCAUUUGAUUAUGGAGAUUACCAAAAUACUUACCAUUCAAAUGCAGACGGAAAAACUUAACAUUUUAGAUGCUCUCAUGGCAAUCGAAGAAACUGUUGCUUCUUUAGAAACGAUAAGAAGAAACGAGUCAGAAAUGAAUAACCAAGUGAAAGCUAGUGUUGAAUUUGCAAAAUCAUUCGAUCAGGAUCCUGAAGAGGACUUUCGUUGCAAAAGAGUUAGAAGGAUGAGCAGACAACAGGAUGACAACCCAGAUAUCGCAGCUUCCACUGAGUUUUCGCAGCUUCCACUGAGUUUUAUGCGCACUACCGAAAGCUUAUGAUUGAAGUACUCGAUUCACUUAUUACGGAGUACAAAGAAAACGUCCAACAAUGCUUGGAAAAGAUUCAACCUCUUGCAGACAUUCUUCAACCUCCGAUUACAAGUGUGGUAUAAGCAUCUGAUACUGUUGAUCCUGCUUGUCUAGAAGCAGAAUUUGAAAUAUUUCCACAGGUCGUUGGAAGCAGCCAAGAUCCUUUCAAGUCUGUUCAUGAAGUCUGUAAUCUGGCAUAUGAACACAAGUCGAUCUUUCCUUCCAUUUUUAAAGUAUUUAAGCUUUUGUUUACUGCCCCAGUCUGUGUGGCAAAAGAUGAGAGGACAUUCAGUAAGAUGAAGAUCAUCAAGAAUUCCCUGCAAUCAACCAUGUCAGAAGAACGUCUCGAAGAUUUGAUUCUCUUAGCAGCUGAAAAGGAUUUGACAGACAAAGUCAAUCUAGACAAAGCUCUGAAAGUGUGGGCUAGCAAAAAGAAUCUGAAACUGAAGAUUAAAUUCUAA